GGCACUGAUCAUUUCUCAGCAGCUCGAACUCACAGAUCUUCUCCAAGGAGGCUCGGUUUGGUGGAGCUCCCGGAUCCGCGGCUCCUAUGGACUGCCCAGCCAACAUGGACUUGGGAGAACAAUGGCCACUGAAUGAAGGCAACUGGUGGACACCUAGUGGACUCCAUCCUUUGGCCAGGGCCAGAGAAGAGAAUGAGUUUGUGGAAGCCACAUCAGCUCAGUUCAGCCCGGAGGAGUUAGAUCUCUCGCCCGCGUGUUAUAGCCCCGGUAGCCCUGCCCAGGUCCUGGAAGACACCAGUUAUCUCCUGUCGGACCUUCAGCUCUUUGCUGGCAGGUAUGAGACUUCGCCACUGACAACAGAGGGAAGCUGUGGCACGAGGGACAAAGUUGCCGAGGAUCCCCUUCGGAACCUCCCCCCCGCGACCUUCCCGAGGAUCCCAGAGGUGGAGAUGAGAGGUUCCGAGGACGUGGCGGCCGGGACAGUGCUACAGCGGCUGAUCCAGGAGCAGCUGAGGUAUGGCACCCCAACGGAGAACAUGAACCUGCUGGCCAUCCAGCACCAGGCCACGGGCAGCGCAGGACCCUCCCACAGCACCGCCAGCACCCUUUCUUCCACGGAGAACCUGACUCAAGAGGACUCACAAAUGGUCCACCAGUCGGCCCGCCAGGAACCGCAGGGGCAGGAACACCAGGCGGACAACUCGGCGAUGGAGAAGCAGGCCCGGGCCGCCGCCCAGCCGCAGCAGAACAACGAGGAGCUGCCCACCUACGAGGAGGCCAAGGCCCAGUCCCAGUUCUUCCGGGGGCAGCAGGCGGGGCCGGCCGCCCCCGGUUACUACCCGGCCGGGGGGACGGCUCACAAGUCCAGGACCGAAGGGAGGCCCGCGGUGAACCGGGCCAGCGGCGGCCAGGCCCACAAGGACGACGCCCUCAAGGAACUCAAGCAGGGCCACGUCCGCUCCCUCAGCGAGCGGAUCAUGCAGCUCUCGCUGGAGAGGAACGGUGCUAAACAACACCUCCCUACCUCGGGGAACGGCAAGGCGUUCAAGACGGGAGCGGGGCCGGCCCAGCCCGCGGGCAAGGCGAUGGACCCCCGGGGGCCGCCCCCCGAGUACCCCUUCAAAGGCAAGCAGGGGAUCGCCCCGCUCAGCAAGACUCAGGAACACGGGCUCUUUUACAACGACCAGCAUCCCGGGACGAUGCACGACCUCGUCAAGCCCUACCCCGCUCCCCAGCCCGCCCGGACGGAAGUCGCCGUUCUGAGGUACCAGCCGCCCCCCGAGUAUGGGGUCACCAGCCGGCAGUGCCAGCUUCCCUUCCAGGCCGGGCAGCCUCCGCCUCCUCCGCCCCAGCCUCCGCCGGCUCCCAGCCCCAUGCCGUCCCAGGCUUCGGCGGGCCCCGGGCCCCCGCCCCCGGCCUCCCUGCCGCCCCUGUCGCUGGCCCCGGCGGCCCAGCUGCUCCCGCCCGCCUCACCCCCGGCCCCGCCGCCGGCCCCGGACGCCUACGCCAUCGUGGAGCGGGCCCAGCAGAUGGUGGAGAUGCUGUCGGAGGAGAACCGGGCCCUGCAUCAAGAGCUCGAGGCAUACUACGACAAAGCCGACAAGCUCCAGAAGUUUGAGGUCGAGAUUCAGAGGAUUUCGGAAGCCUACGAGAGUCUCGUCAGGUCCACCACGAAGCGAGAGUCUCUGGACAAGGCAAUGAGAAACAAGCUGGAAGGAGAAAUCCGAAGACUGCAUGACUUCAACCGAGACCUCCGAGACCGACUGGAGACUGCCAACAGGCAACUAGCCAACAGGGAGUACGACGGGCACGAAGAGAAAGCGGCAGAGGAUCAUUUUGUCUCCAAGAACAAGGAGCACUUGAAGGAGAAGGAGAAGCUGGAAACGGAGCUAGCGGCCGUGCGCACGUCCAAUGAGGACCAGCGACGGCACAUCGAGAUCCUGGACCAGGCUUUGAACAACGCCCAGGCCAAGGUCAUCAAACUGGAAGAAGAGCUACGGAAGAAGCAGGCGUACGUGGAGAAGGUGGAGAAGCUGCAGCAGGCCCUGACCCAGCUCCAGGCCGCGUGUGAGAAGCGGGAGCAAAUGGAGCGCCGGCUCCGGACGCGCCUGGAGAGGGAACUGGAUGCUCUGAGGAUGCAGCAGAGGCAAGGAAACUGCCAGCACCCGAGCCUGCCCGAGCACAACGCCCCGGCUCUGAUGGAGCUCGUGCGGGAGAAGGAAGAGCGAAUCCUGGCCCUGGAGGCCGACAUGACCAAGUGGGAACAGAAGUAUCUGGAGGAGAGCACCAUCCGACACUUUGCCAUGAACGCUGCGGCCACCGCCGCCGCUGAGAGGGACACCACAAUCAUCAACCACUCGCACAACGGCAGCUACGGCGAGAGUCCCCUGGAGGUCUGCGUCUGGCAGGAAGAGGAGGAGGUCCUUCAGGCCCACCGGAGGUGCCAGGACAUGGAGUACACGAUAAAGAAUCUCCACGCCAAGAUCAUCGAGAAGGACGCCAUGAUUAAGGUCCUGCAGCAGCGUUCCCGAAGGGAUCCCGGAAAGACCGACGCCUCGGGCUUGCGCCCCGCUCGCUCGGUCCCCUCCAUCGCCGCGGUCACGGGGACCCACUCCCGCCAGACGUCCCUCGGUGGCGGCGGCCAGCUGGCGGAGGAGAAGAAGGAAGAGCGCACCUGUUGGCAAGGGAGCACAGGUCUUCUUCUGGGGAAGGAGCACCCGGAUCUCACCCCGGCUCCCUUGCUGCCGCUCCCGGCCCCCACACCCUCGUCCUUGUUCCCGGUUCCUUCCCCGGGGCCGGCAGGCUCCUCUCACUGUAAGACCGGCAGCAGAGACAGCAGCACGCAGACGGACAAAAGCUCCGACCUCUUCUGGCCCAACACGGCUUCCUUCCCCGGCCGAGGACGACUGAGCCACACGCCCUCAAACAGUCCAGUCCUGAAUCACUCCGCGGCCAAAGGCCCCGGGGACAAGACAGAGAACGUCACCGGCCCCGGAAAACUGCCCGAAAACAAAGGCCGAGUCAGUAGCCUGCUCCCCAAGCCCCCGUUCCCCGACGGAGACGUGAUGGAAGUCCUCAUCUAGGAGCGGCACCCCCUCCCCUCCGGGCGGCUUCCGUGGAACGUGGAAUCCCAGGAAGGCCUCGCGGGGCGGAGAGGGCGGGGCGGGAAGAAAAGGAUCGAGGAGGUCGGCGGGUUUGGGGCGCUCCGGGCCGCCGGUGCCCAGAUUGAUUAGCAGGUGGGUGGAUAGGCGAGAAGGAAUCCAAAGAGGAGGAGGGGACGGGAAGCCUACCAGGCGGGAGAUGGAAGGGGAAGGAGUGCUUUCCCCAGAUAGGGAAUGCGGGCUCAGAAAUGGACGAUCAGAGAAAGGAAACGGAAUUUCCCACUGUACAGAAAUGGUAUCUCUUUCCGAGAGGCUUUUUAGCUCACAGCCAUCCUCCGGCUAAGGGUUUGCCGAGGAUGCAGAGGGGAAUCUUUAUCCUUUGGUCUUUGAGUUUGAGGAGAAAAAAGUCAAAAGGCCUACGAGACCCGCGGAUGGGUUUGGGUUUCCCUCGAGCCUCCAGCCCGGCUGCCCGCGAACCGUUGUGGGGUUGGAGCCGUGCGAUGGGCUAUGCACCCGAGCAGAGGGGUGAUUGGGAAGGAGGAAGUGUCGGGGCCCUGGAAGGGAGCAUCUAGUCCAGUCCUCUGCCUCCAGGCAAGGCAACAGCACCCCAGGACUUGCAUACAACAGUCAGACCUGGCCCUGUUAGGAUCUGAGUUCCGGUUACUCUCAAAAACCUCAGUGGCCACCACAUCUCUUCCCACUUCACCUUUGCUUCUCCUCCUCGAAGAAGCAAAGGAGACAGAGUCCCAUUCUAUCAUGGAGGCCCCCUACACGCAGUACACAUUCUCAAGCACUUAGUCCAGUGCUCGGCCUACAGCAGGCUUUCGGUAAAUGCUACUGAUUUUGAGAACUCUUAAAAUGAGAUUCCCAAGGACCUUUCCGAGACUCCCUCUUCUCACGAGAGCACGAAGCAAGUCAGGAGGAUACAGUUCUAGUCUGAUAGACCGUCCUCUCCACAAACAGGUAUUUCCAAACCCAACUGAGACCUCCCCCUGGCCCUGCCUCAGAGGUCAUUCUUUGCUGAAAUUACAGAGGUUAUUUUUUUCUGGUGGGUGUUCAUUCUUCCACAUAUUAGACUACAGGGGUCCCUUCCCCGCUGGUUAAUAAUGCCAGUGAGCUAUAACAGCUUUUGGGAUGGUAAGCAGGCGGUCAGUCAACCAAGAAGUAUUUAUUGAAUGGUCAUGGGGGGCAGAGCACUGGAGGAUUGCUAGGAUAGCUUGCAAAACAGAUCUGUUUCCCUAGUAAAAUUUCAAGGACUAAGAACAACUUUGCUCCCUCUGUGGCUGCUGUUGAGUCUUUGGAUCCCAGAGACUCAGCCGUAGUUUUUCCAUCUACUAAAAUAUGGGGAGAAACAGGCCAGUGGGCCAAUAGUACCGAACGCCAGGUUCUUGCACUUUGGGCUGAAGGAGGCCGAUGGGGGACUCUCGCCUCUGAUUUAGAUGCCCCAGGGUCUCUUGGAAGAACUCCCAGGAUUGAGGAGAGUUUCAGCCCAAUCUAAGAGUUACCUGAGCCUAUGAUAAUAAAAAUAAUAAUAAUAAUAAUGAUAAUUGCGGUAUUUAAGUGCUUCCUAUGUGUCAGGCAGUGUACUGAGCGCUGGGGUGGUUACAAGCAAAGUGGGUUGGACACAGUCCAAUAAUGAGGGAGCAAUAGGAUGGGAGAGAGUGAGGCAGUGAGCAGAGAAGGGUCUAGGGGAAGACUGACUCGGGCAGAAAAGCUCUACACUGGCUUCAGUGUAAGGGCAAUUUGGAGGGAUGUAAGACUCUGUAAUCCAGGAAAUCCCUCACUGGGAUCUCCUGCCGUGUGCUUUGUUAGCCAACCGAGGGACAUAGGCCUGUGGGUGUGGGCUGGGAGGGCGAUUAGCAGCCCCUUAACAUGGUAUCGGGUCUCCCUGAACCGGCAGAUCCAGACCAUAGGGAACCCCAGGACCGACAGAUUUGGAGCUGUUCUGAAAGAACUUUAGAGUUGAUGAUAAUAAUAAUAAUAAUGAUGAUGAUGAUAAGUCUGGCACUUGUUAAACGCUUUUUAUGUUGCCAAGCAGUGUACUACGUGUUGGGAUAGGUACACGAUAGUCUGGUUGGGCACGGCCCCUAUCCCACAUAGGGUUCACAGUUUAAACUGAAGGGAGACUAGAUAUUGAAUCCUUAUUUUACAGAUGAGAC
This is a messenger RNA of Tachyglossus aculeatus (Australian echidna), 5260 nucleotides long. RefSeq names its product angiomotin like 1 (gene AMOTL1). Gene Ontology annotation, cellular component: bicellular tight junction; plasma membrane; cytoplasmic vesicle. The transcript is spliced from 15 exons. The coding region runs from base 87 to 3083 and encodes 998 amino acids. Gene Ontology annotation, biological process: angiogenesis; hippo signaling; regulation of cell migration. NCBI's taxonomy places the organism in Eukaryota, Metazoa, Chordata, Mammalia, Monotremata, Tachyglossidae. The record is from RefSeq and is a predicted model, not a curated record.